Molecule: messenger RNA, 1612 nt
Organism: Bursaphelenchus okinawaensis
Lineage: Eukaryota; Metazoa; Nematoda; Chromadorea; Rhabditida; Aphelenchoididae
Source: the annotation of a GenBank genome assembly
AUGGAUAUUGUUCACAAAGGAGCUGGCGACUUGAUUAAACAGUUCGAGGAACAUGAGAAGAAAAAUAACUGGGGCAGUUUAUUUAUGGUGAGUGAAUAUUGGUUAUGACUUGGAUUUUAGGCGAUUCAUGAGAUCUCCGAAAAGCAAGAACGAGAACUGGAACUGUCCUGUGAUGUGCCAUUAGCUCCAAAAAAUAUUCCUAAAAACCGGUAUUGUAAUAUUGUACCUUGUAAGUUCAUUUGUAAUCUUAUUUUUAAAGAUAUUCAAAACUUUACAUAAUGUUUUGCAAUAUUUACGUAUUUUGCUGUUUUCUGAAUUUACUAUUUAGAUGAUCAACAUUUGGUCCAAUUAAGCGACAUCUACAUCAAUGCAUCCAAGUUGACAGUCCCACUGACCAACAAAACGUACGUUUUUACUCAGGGACCCUUAGAGAACACUUCUGAAGACUUUUGGCACAUGGUUUGGGAACAAGAUUGUAAAAUUGUUGUUAUGUUAUGUACCUUUAUGGAAAGGAAUGUCCCAAAGUAAGUCAUCAAUUCAAAUUUAAAUCAACUUUAGGAACUGUGAGAUUGGAUGUAUUUAAUAGUGCAAAAUUAUGUCUCUCGAAGUGAUUAUGUUGUGUUUCAGAUGCUUCCCGUACUUCCCAUACUUUGACGAGAAAGUUCAAACCUUUGGAGACUUCAAGUUGGAACUGGACGAUGAAGAAGACAACAAAAACUACAUCGUUCGCCGUCUCAAGAUCACAAAAGAAGGCGAAGAGGAUCACAAGAUUGUCCAGCACUACCAAUACACAACCUGGCCAGACUUCGGUGUCCCUGACAACGUGUUCGACUUCUUGGAGUUUGUGGAAGCCGUCAGAAACUUUGAUGAGACCGUUAAUUCCCCGAUUGUGUGUCAUUGCAGUGCUGGGGUGGGUAGAACGGGGACUUUCACUGUGGUUGACGUUCUGAUCUCUGCUAUUCGGGCAAAAGUGGAUGAGGCUUUACCGUCCAUCGACGAUUUGGUACUGUACCUACGAAAAUAUCGGAUGUCCCUCGUACAGACGCCUGCUCAAUUGCGUUUUUCAUGGAAAGCUAUAGUAGAAUAUAUUAAAUCAAAAGCAGCUAUGAUUGAUAAUGAAGAAUCUGUCGAGGACGAGGAAAACAACGCCGUAGAAGACGUGAAACCCGAGGCCACGAAAGCCCGCAAGAGAAGAUCCGAAAACAACUCCAUCGCCGAGGAGGCAGCCGCCCAGAAAAGGUAGGGUAAUGACAUUACUAACUGCGUUAUUGGUUGCCUGAAUUCAUGCUUAAGCUUCCUCAUUACCUAUGUCUAACUUUAAAUCUUGUUGGUUUAGGAAGUCGGAAGAGCCAUAACCAUCCACAUCAUUCAUGGUUAUUAAUAACGCGGGUCCAUUUUGUCGCAACAUUCAAUUCUAUUGUACAUUUUCUUUGUUUUUACCACCUUGAUUCUUAGGGAUCGUCAAAAACGUAUCGAUGCCAUGAAGCAACGUCAACUCGACUUCGAGAGUCGGAAGAAGGCCCGAGACUACUGGAAGACUGUGUUUCUGUCCAAGCCCGUGGUAGUGGGCGCUGUAGUUGGCGCAGUUUUGUUGUACCGUUACUUCUUGUGA